Molecule: messenger RNA, 750 nt
Organism: Ilex paraguariensis (yerba mate)
Lineage: Eukaryota; Viridiplantae; Streptophyta; Magnoliopsida; Aquifoliales; Aquifoliaceae
Source: the annotation of a GenBank genome assembly
AUGGAUACUUCUUUAAAGAUGGACGAUUUUGGGAGUUUUGCUUCUCAGAACCAACCAUCUGUGCAUUCCCCUGUUGUUGAUGCGUUUGAUUCUUUGUUCUCCUCGUCCUUGGCCUUGGGUGGGGUUGCGACGAAAGAGUCUGAAGGGCUGCACAAUGAUCAGUUUUCUGGAGGCAAUGAUUGGGGUUUUGAAUCAGAAUUUGGUGGAGGGAAUGACAAUGGAGGGACAACUGAGCUUGAAGGGCUUCCUCCCCCGCCUUCUGGGGUUACUGCACCAGCUGCAAAGAACAAGGGAAUGGAUAUUCAUAAGCAGGGGCAAUAUGCUGAUGCCAUAAAGUGGUUGUCAUGGGCUGUAGUUCUCCUUGACAAGGCUGGCGAUGAUGCUGGCACAAUGGAUGUCUUAUCAUGCUGGGCUUCUUGUUACAAAGAAGUUGGGGAGUACAAAAAGGCUGUCGCUGACUGUACGAAGGUACUAGAACAAGACGGUACCAAUGUAUCUGUCCUUGUACAGCGGGCCCUCCUAUAUAAGAGUAUGGAAAAGUACAAGCUUGGGGCAGAAGACCUCAGGACUGUUAUGAAACUUGAUCCUGGUAACAAGCUCGCAAGAAGUACCUUUCACCGCUUGACUAAAAUGGCCGGGUGGAGAAGUUUUGGAAUUCUAUUUGUGAACCUUUUCAUUUCUCAUAUGCUUGAUUACACUAUCUCCCAUCUUCAUAUCAACUUGUGGGGGCUAUUAUUACGUUUCUCUUGA